AUGGUCAAUAAAGGGCACCACAAAAAAACGGGUAACAAUCGAAGCAGUAAUAAAGAAGAUGCCAAUUCGGUGGGAAAAGAGUUAAAUGGAAACAGCAAAGUGAAUGGUCGAAUGACGAAUGGAAUCACCCCAACAACUAAACAAAACGGAAACUCGACGAAAUCAUCAAACAAGAAAGGAGCCAACUCCGAGAAUAGACAUGAACAAAAUGGCCACAAUUGGCAGUUGAAUGGAAACUCAGGACAAAGACACAUGGAUCAAAAGAUCGAUAGGAAACGCUCGUCAUCUAGCAAAUGCUCAGAGAACUCAAGCAAGUCAACCUAUGAGGAUCGGACAGAUAUUGAAUAUGAUGAGCCCAAUGCAUCGCCGCCACCGCCAGUUCCUUCAACAAGCCCUCCACAUGAUUUGAAUGAGAACUCGAUGACGAUAUCGGAGCAAAAUCAAUCUGAAUCGAACAAGAACGACGAUAUGAACAGCGGUGAUGUCUCUGAGUUUCAGUUUCAUCAGCGAGAUAAAGACCGACACUCGUUGCGGGGACGUUCAUCUCAACAAAUUGACAAGUUAUCACAACGUGCUGAUGAACAACAUAGAAGUAACCUAACUGUGAAUAGAAGCACUAUUGACGACAAGAAUGGCACGAGAAGAAUUUCUGAACGCUCCUUGUACAGUGACACUUUUCAAAACAAGACCUUUUUGGAGCUAAAGCAACCGCCCAGUACUUCCAACAAUAUGCACCUUGAAGAUUGCCACUUGUCGGAAGCAAACGCUACGAUGGCACGAUCAACAAUUGGAGCUGCGCACAAGCAACUUCCCUCUUCUCAACACAUUAGACGCGAAGAUGUGCCUCAUACCCAAGCCUCCUACAACCACAACUUCAAUCGAGUGAAUGGGCCCAACCGUGCAACGCAUUUUCAUUCGGAAAGCCAACCAGCCGCUCUCGAGACCGCAUCACAAACAAACCCGGCCGUCACCUCAACACAAAGUCAAACGGACGCGCUGACGUCGGAUGGUUUGCUUAUUUUUCACUCGCAAUCACCAUGGGAUCGGUUUGAGACGAUGAACCAAAUUGUGCGAACAAUGGAAGCCUUUGAGACGAGGUUCUUUGCCACAUGUUUUGAAGCUGUUGCUCGCGUCCAAGCCAACAAAUUAAGAGAUACGGAAAAUCGUGCAAACAGCUCCGAAUCGAUCAUCCGUCUUCGCGAGAGAAAGGGCAAUUAUCUCGAGUCUUGCAACUACUUGUUUUCAUUGUUGUCACUGCUCUUCGGAAAUUCAAGGAAAGAAGCAGCACAUUAUUUUGAGGUGUUGCAAGUGAUUUUCCAACAACACUAUGAAGAGAUGAGUAAAUUGAGAACUACCGAGGAAAAACUGGAUUUGGUUGAAAAAUUGGGAAAACUUGUUUCGGCUGCGAUCUAUCAUCCGGCCUUCAGCAUUGUCCACGCGGAACCAAUGACAUUUUGGCGUGAAACACUUUGGAAAGAAAGAGAGCAACUCAAUCUGCAAAUUGCUCAGGAGCGCCAGCAAAAAGAGAACGCAGAGACACGAUCGGGAGCCCAAGCAACGACUAUGAGAUUGACGGAAGAGCAGAAGCGACGGUCUACGAUGAUUUACUCUCAAACGCAUAACUUUGAAUACAUCUAUUCGAUGAAAGCAGCCGAAGGUGGAUUUCGAGGAACGACUGUGCCUAUAGAGAUUACAUGGAGUGAUGGAGCUAAAUCAUAUGUUGGAAAAAGCAAACAAGAACUCUUCAACAUGCAUUUUCGAUUGAUUGACGAAUUCGGUCUUGAGAACAGUGAUUCUGGUGAGAGGGUUUUGCCACGAAUUCAGGAAGAUGGCUCUGAUGAGGAAUACUUAUCUUAUAUCAACAAGCUAUCUGAUAUGCCAGCUCGAAUCAUUUUGUCGCCUGUGAUAAAAGAGGCUUUUUAUGCUUCAAGACAAUUAUCUCCGGACGUCAACUUUGCCUCUCAACGACCCGCUCAACAAAGUUAUGCAUUCAUGGAACAGCCACGGAUAUCAACAUUCAUGCCACAGCAACACUAUUUCAAUGCGCCAACGAAUCCAAUGGUUACCCAGUCGACUAGUGUGCAGCAAACGAUCCCGAUGUUUGCGUUGCAUCCACCCGGUCAACCAAUUCAACAUCAAAUGCCCUCUUGCCAUAUCUGUGCUGGCUCACAUGAUUGGGCAAAGUGCCCAGAGAAGAUUUGCGGUUCUCGCGUUGCACCAGAAGGAUUGCGUCUGAGAACAAGAGCUAAUGAUUUGGAGCCAAGCCUGGCUAAUAGCGAUAGAACUGUUACUGGUCCACCCUUGGCACCACUCUCAAAGUCACCACUCAUUGAGCCGACGUUAUCGCAACCAGGCUUCAACAAGUUUGUUCCACUCAACUUUGCUGGCCCUUCUGCUAGCGAGCCAACGGUUGGAUCAAUUUACCCACCAUCUUUUGUCGCAAUGGCAAUGAGUCAUCAAACGGUCAUCGCUCCUCAAAUACAGCUAUUCUCCAACGGGAUCAUGCACAACUUGCAACAACUUGCACAAUUCUCACCGCAGGCGGCAUUGAAUCUUGUCAACCAGGCAGUUGUCAAUCUGCAUCAAUACAUCGCUACACUGCAGCAAUUUACUCCACCGCCACCAUUAAUGCAACAACCAUCGCAAAUUGAGAUGCUCAAUCAUCAGCAUGGGUCUCAGAGUACCUAUGCAAGUCGACCGAGAGACCGUGGAAGUAUGAGUUAUGGUGGGGGUCCGUUAAGGAUAUACACUGAUCAACACCAAACGCCACGAGAUCGAGAAAAUGAGACAGGAAAUGGACAACGCUGGCAGCAAGAAGCACGUCAAGGACGGGAGUUCAACAGCAAUCCAUCUGUGCCUUCACCAAAUCCAACGAGUCAACCAGCGGAUGUCGAGCCGUCAACCAACAGC
Molecule: messenger RNA, 2910 nt
Organism: Mesorhabditis belari
Lineage: Eukaryota; Metazoa; Nematoda; Chromadorea; Rhabditida; Rhabditidae
Source: the annotation of a GenBank genome assembly